AAUACAGGCAGAUUCUCCUCCCAUUAUAGUUGGCGAAGAAUAUUCAAAAAAACCACUAAUACUUGUAUAUAUGAGACAUGCAUAUGGCUUAGGAGAACAUUAUAAUUCGGUUACACGACUGAGUUGGUGCGCUAGUAAUUCCCAGGAUCAUGACUGAGAGAUUGUUAAUAAAAGCAUUGAGUGGUGGUAAAAAUACGAAGAUCCUUACUUUGAAUGGGAAGAAGAUGACAAAGAUGCCCUCAGCAUUAGGAAAACUGCCUGGCCUGAAGACUCUAGUCCUUCAGAAUAACCUAAUCCCCAAAGUGUGUCCAGAGUUAUGCAACUUGACCCAGUUGACAACACUAAAUCUGGGAAACAACCUUUUAGAAGAAGUUCCGGAAGAGAUGAAAUAUCUUACAUCUCUGAAGAAUCUCCAUUUAUCUGGAAAUAGGAUCUGUAGAUUUGCACCUGGAGCCUGUGAUGGCUUACAAAAUUUAAUCCUGCUUAAUCUGAACAACAAUCAUCUUACGCAGCUUCCUCAAGAAGUCAGCAGAUUAAAAAGUCUUACUUAUAUGAGUAUAAAUUAUAACCAACUAGCCAGCAUUCCUAGAGAACUUUGUUUUCUUGAGAAUCUUGUUGAACUUCAACUUAACUACAAUCAGCUGAUAUGCAUACCUGAAGAGAUUAAAUUCUUGAAGAAGCUUCAGAAGCUUUUGCUAGCCAGAAACAACAUUGGAGUUUUGCCGGAGGAACUUUGUGAUCUUAAAAAACUAAGAAUCCUAGACAUAGCUGGAAAUAUUAUUCAGAUAUUUCCAUCAGGAUUUCAGGAUCUGAAGCUGAGGGAAUUCUACUGUGAGGGAAACCCACUGUUCCUGCAGCAGCCAGUGAUUUCUACACAGCAGGAGAACGUCUGGAGUCUACAGGAAAUAACAUCAAGAUUUGUAAUGAAUCAGCUAGCAGAAAAUAACCCUUUCCUAAUGGAUGGCAUAGAACGGUACCCACAAGUCAGGAGCAUGAUCUCUCAGGGAAAAACAUGUGCAAUAUGUGGACAGUACUUUAUAACCGUAUGGCUGGAAUGUGUUCGAUUUGUUCCUCCACCAAAGGACUGGAAGAUAAGCAAGAAUCUGAAGCUGGUGCCUCUCCAAGUAUUAAUUUGUUCUUACAAAUGUUUUACUCAACGUGACCCUAACCUCUUUGGAAUUGCUCAGGUGUAGAACAGGUGAGGUGCUCAUUCAUAGCCUCACUCCACUUGCCCUGUCAGCUCUGCAUACACAGAUUAUGCCCUACUUAAGAUACCAUGCCUGUUCUCUUUGUCAACACAUUAAAUAAAAGAAGAAAAAUAAUUCCAUUAUAA
Messenger RNA from Pan troglodytes (chimpanzee), 1333 nucleotides. It is a transcript of the gene LRRC69, whose product is annotated as leucine rich repeat containing 69. Bases 150 to 1193 code for a protein of 347 amino acids. The record is from RefSeq and is a predicted model, not a curated record. Gene Ontology annotation, molecular function: protein binding. The transcript has 11 exons. Gene Ontology annotation, cellular component: cytoplasm. Lineage: Eukaryota; Metazoa; Chordata; Mammalia; Primates; Hominidae.